This is a messenger RNA of Owenia fusiformis, 2892 nucleotides long. NCBI's taxonomy places the organism in Eukaryota, Metazoa, Annelida, Polychaeta, Sabellida, Oweniidae. The record is from the annotation of a GenBank genome assembly.
GCCAUCUUGGAAGAAAAAAAAAUUCAGAUGGAUUAUUUGCGGAAGUAUUUGUCGACUCCCGACCAGGGGCAACGUCCCAGUGGAGCGGAUACGGUUGAGAGAUUGUGUAAUCGUGUCACAUCGUCAACGCUUCUAGAUGACAGGCGAGAUGCUGUGCGGGCGCUCAAAUCACUCUCAAGAAAAUUCCGACUGGAGGUGGGCACGCAAGGAAUGGCGAUUCUGAUCAAUGUGUUACAACUUGACCGCAAUGACACAGAGAUUACUGGAUACGCCCUCGAUACCCUGGCCAACAUAAUGUCUAAUGAACCCUCUGAGGAUGAAGAUGAAAUGCAGCUUAACCUCCCCGAAGAUAUAGGGAGCCAGUUCACAGAGAUGUUCAUCAAAGACCCUGAAAAUGUCUCCCUGCUUCUCUCUUUGCUAGAGGAAUAUGACUUCCACGUUCGAUGGCCAACUGUUAAGCUGCUUACAGUUUUAUUGACCAAUAAGAGCAGAGAGAUGCAGGAAUGCAUCUUGGUGAGUCCGAUGGGAGUCUCCAAACUGAUGGAUUUACUCUCAGAUAGUCGGGAAAUCAUUCGCAAUGAUGGCCUGUUGCUUCUGAUCCAGUUGACAAAGAACAAUGCUAACAUUCAGAAGAUCGUUGCAUUUGAGAGUGCUUUUGAGAGAUCCCUGGAUAUCAUCAGAGAAGAGGGAAAUAGUGAUGGAGGUAUUGUUGUUGAAGACUGCUUGCUGUUAAUUAUCAACCUGUUAAAGAACAAUUCUUCAAACCAGAUUUUCUUCAAGGAGGGUGGAUUUGUACAGAGAUUGACUCCAUUUUUCACCCUCCAGCCAGCAGAUCAAAACCCACAAGGAGGGUGGUCUGCACAGAAAGUCACCAACAUACACCUGAUGUUACAGGCUGUUCGUACUUUGGUUUCACCCAGCAGCCCUGCACAACAAACCCAGUCAUGCCAGAAGUCCAUGUACCAAUGUGGUCUGCUACAGGAGUUAUGUUCCAUACUUAUGGCUACUGGGGUACCUGCAGAUGUCCUUACAGAGACAAUCAACACAGUGUCUGAAGUGAUUCGUGGUAACCCUGGCAACCAGGAGUAUUUUGCCUCAGUCAUGGCUCCUAGCAACCCACCAAGACCAGCCAUUGUGGUGCUCCUUAUGUCAAUGGUGAAUGAGAAACAACCUUUUCCCCUUAGAUGUGCAGUACUUUACUGCUUCCAGUCUUUCCUAUACAAGAAUGAACUGGGACAGUCCCAGAUAGUUCAGACCCUUCUGCCGACAUCUGCUGAUGCCAACACCAUAUCAGCAGGGCAGUUGCUAUGUGGCGGGUUAUUCAGUACAGAUACCCUCUCAACCUGGUUUGCAGCAGUGGCACUUCUACACUCUAUAGUGGACAAUACCACCCAGAAAGAACAGCUAUUAAGGGUCCAGUUAGCAACCAGUCUUGGUAACCCACCAGUCUCCCUAUUACAACAGUGCACUAAUAUUCUUGCGCAGGGUGCAAAGUUGCAGACCAGGGUGGGGUUACUGAUGCUUUUGUGUAACUGGGUCGCUCAUUCUACAGUAGGCGUUACACAUUUACUACACCAUGCCAAUAAUGUGCCUUUCCUGAUCUCCCAGAUCUCUGCCUCUGAGGGUGACGAACAUGAACUGCUAGUCCAGGGACUUUGUGCUUUCCUUUUAGGCAUCUGUGUACACUUUAAUAAUGACCAGGAGCCAAAUUAUACCAAGCAAGCAUUACGACAAAUAAUAGAGAAACGUAUUGGAAUUGAAAACUUUAACGAUAAACUAAGUCAAGUUACGAAACACGAAGGAUAUUCCAAAGCUGCCAAGAAACCACAGUUAAAUCUCAAAUCACAGAAUGAAGUCUUAUUCGACCAUGCUUUCACCAGACUGUUUAAAUCUUUAGAAAAUGAUAUAUUGAAGUCUGUACUAGAAGUCCAGGAGAAUGGUGAAGUUCAGUCUGCCAAUGUUGAAGAGCACGAUAAGGUUGUUAUGCAGUAUAAAGAAGUUAUUAGAAGUCAGGAUGAAGAAUUAGGGUCUAUACGUCAAGAAUUGCUGGAACUCAAAAAUAAAUAUUCCGCAGCAGAAAAGCAAUUGGAAGAAUUCCAGCAGACGGUACAGCAACUAAAAGACCAGAAUGCAUUGCUCAAGGUUGGCAGAGGUCAAGGCCAGGACAACAAUGGUGCUGAAUUAUUGAAACUGAAACAGGAAGUAGAAGCGCAUCAAAAAGAUUUAGAAGAGAAAAAUACAGCCAUAGAAAAAUUAAAAAAUGAUUUAACAAUAGCAGAAGCCAAAACUCUAGUAGCAGUAAGCUCUGAAGAAAAUGGAGAACCAGUUCCUGGUGAGGCUGCCAUUUUGCAAGCAACAGUCAACCGUGUGACGCAAGAGUUAGAAGAAAUGAAGGUUUCCAUAGCAAAUAAAGACCAAGACAUUCUGCAAUAUAAAAAUAAAUUUGAAGAAUCUGAACGGCAAAUAGGAGAAUUGAAGCAAAUACCACCCCAAACAGCUACCACAGUUGAUGAUUCCCGCGUGGCAGAACUCCAGGCACGUCUUCAAGGGCUAGAGGGGGAUAACAAAACUGUGACAAAUGAGAAAAACACUUUACAAGAACGAUUAAAAAAAUCAAAUGAAGAUAAUCUGAAACUAGAAGACCAGAUAAAGAAAUUAGAGGAAGAAAAUAGGAGAAUAUUAGAAGAAAAAUCAGAAGCAGAGGAAGAAACAAAAUCUUUAAAAACUGAACAAGAUGACCUAUUAGUACUAUUAGCUGACCAGGAUACAAAAUUAGAUACAUAUAAAACUAAACUCAAAGAACUUGGAGUACAGGUUGAGUCUGAUGACGAAGACCUGGGAGAUGAUGACCUAGAUGAUAUAAGUGGCGAUGAGAAUGAACUAGAUAGCUAA